AUGUCGGAAAGUGGGUCCAGGACCAAAGACCCCUUACAGAAGCCACAUGAUUGGCUGAUGAGCACCAGGAUGCCAGAAGAACUGACCAGCAAUUACCCCAGAUGCAACUCUGACACCCUAACACAUACACCAGAUCAAACCUGCCUUAACAGCUGGGUCUCAACCAGCUCCCACAAGUACAGGACCAGCUAUGUGGAGCGGAGUUUGUUGCUAUGGCAAUUAGCACUACACAGUAUACUUACAUUGAGACUACAGCUCCACAAUAUACUCUACGGAUUGACAGCACUGUAACGAGAAUAUACCCCUACACGCAGGAUCCAGCUAAACAGAGGCAAAUACAGAGGAGAGAUACGUCUACCGGACCUUAGAAUGGCCGGACUCGACGUAUAUGAGAGGAGACAGAGCCAGGAACAAACCGAGGUCAAGGGCACAGAGAGACAGCGUAAACUAGGACAAGCCGGGGUCUGGUACACGGAAAACAGCAAGCCGGCAAACAGUACAGAUAAGGAUAAAGCGAAAACGAAGUCAGAAUACGAAGCCAAAGUCAAUACGAGAAAACACAACUGAACACCACAAGCGCUAAAGGGAACUGAAACAGAAACCACGAUAGGGCAACGAGCUAAGGGAAAAAGGUAAGUUAAAUAGCUUUUAAACCAAAGUGAUUGGCUCCUGUCACUUCCACACCCCCUAUAGGUAAUUGUAUAGGGAGUGUGGUAUGACAGGAGCCAAUGGGAGCCUUUUGGCAAUUAGGCUCCCACUGUCUCUUUAAGAGCGCGCCCGAGACUCGCGGCGCGCUCUUAGUUUCAGGCGGGACACGUGACCGCUUCACGCGGUCACUGCCCGCCUUCCAUCUGAAGCAGUCGGAUGAGCCGCGCGCGGCUCGUGCAGCCGCAGGACCGCGCGCGGCUUGAAGAGAGGACCGCGACCGGCCCCCGGUUAAGGUAAGUAACGCUACAAGCACAGAGUGUAUUUACAUUGAGACAGCAACAACCAGUGGCGUACCUACCUCAUUUCAGGGGUCCCGGCCACAGUCGCGACCCCUGUGACCGUGGGCCCCCUGGAUACCUUCUGGGCCAGUGCACAGCCACACCGGCCCAGGUCUGCGGGUGUCUGGCAGGAGGGGAGAGCUAUGCUGCUCCCCUCCUGCCUGUGUGUAGCAUGGCCGAGCAGUCUGUCAGGAAGUGCUCACUUAGAGCACUCGCCGUCUCUACUGGGACAAAGGCGCCCCCCUCCCACCCACACUGAAGCCCCACUGGACCCCAGGGACAGAUCCAUGCCAGCUCUCCAGGUAGGGGGGGCUGGCUGGAUAUUUUUAAAUGUAAAAAAUAUGAAUAAUUUGUGUGUGUCUGUGAGUGUAUGUGUGUAUGUCUAAGUGUGUGUCUGAAUGUGUGUGUGUGUCUGUGAGUGUAUGGGUGUGUGUCUGUGUGUUUAUGUCUGUGAGUGUGUGUCUGAGUGUGUGUGUGUGUAUGUCUGUGAGUGUGUGUCUGAGUGUGUGUGUGUGUCUGUUAGUGCAUGUGUGUUUCUGUAUGUAUGUAUGUGUGUGUCUGUAUGUGUAUCUGUUUGUUUGCAUGUGUGGGGGGGCGGGAACGUAUGGGGGGGUGAGGACUUAUGGGGUGGGAGGUAGAUGUAUGGGGGGACCCCAGGGCAAUUUUCGCUCCGGGGUCCCGUGGUUUCUAGUUACACCUCUGGCAACUACACAACAUAAACUUUGACUAGAUAACACACUGUAACUAUUCUGAGAGUGCAACUACACAAAUUAUUUAUUGUUACUAUUUGUUGUCACUAUAGUACUCAUAGAAUAGUGAUAACAACUAUACAACACAUGCCAGUGUAUGGUGGAUAUGGAUAAUCAUAUACUAAACUUGUUUGAUGGUGUACUUGUACAACACACAUUGUACAUGAAACUGAAGCUACACACACACACACACACACACACACAAACACAUAUCUAUCUCUCUAUAUAGAUUUAUGCCCACAACAAACACAUAGCUCUAAAACCCUGGAUUUUUACAAAUUAAAUCAGAAUGGGAAAAAAAGAAGUAAAACAGCUGAUCUGGAAAAAUUCUACAAUUUCCUCAUUGUCACAACUUGGCUCAGUCUUUCCAUUUGGAUUUAAUUCACAAACAUUCUGAGUUUUGAUGAAUAACCUUAAAUGUGUUUUAAAGGUCACAUCAAGAAACUAAGACUAUACAUUCACAACAUUUACACUGGAGCGUCUUUAUACACAACACAAUUCUGCAAAAACCUGAAGCUGCAAAUAUACUACAAUUACAAAAAAAAUUGGCAUUAUAGCCAACACACACAAGAACUACACAACACCUUACAAAACUGCGGCUCUGGACGCACAGCAAUUACACAUAAUUGUUUACACUUUGUGUCUACACAACACAUACUCAAAUAAGGCUAAACAUACACAACACUUGCACAAGAAAUGUUUACGCAAUAUAAUCUGAGGCUAUACAAGACUUUAUGAAAAUUAAAAAAAACAAUAUGUAGAGUGUGAUUCACAAUAUGCAAUGGGACAACACAAAAGAUAUAAAAAACAAUGCUAUGUAUACAAACCACAGCAUUAUAAUUGUACACAACAUGCGUUGUGACUAAACAACAAGCCAUGAAACAAAUACCAUCCAUAUACAAUGAAACAGUUACGUCACUCCACACUACACUCUAAACAAUUUGCAGUAUAAUUAAGCAAUUAUUGUGAAUACACAACACAGUGAAAAAACAUUUAUAUUUAAUGUGACUAUAUAAAAAACAGAUUGUAUUGUGAUGCUAGAUUAUGAACUUAUAAAUUACACACUGUGACAAAUAUAUACAAUCAUUGCACAUGCCAAGUUUGCUAUACAACAAACGGUGUAUACACUGGAAAUUCAAUACACAACAAAUCGCACAAAACAGGACUGGUUACACACUUCUUGUGCACAUUCUUCUCAACACAACUAACACAAAAAUAACGUUAAACAAAAGGUAAAAUAAUUAGCAAAACAAAGUACACACACAGAAUUAGGCACCCCCUACCCACACAGGCACAAACUGCAGUAACACACCCACACACUGCAACAACAGUGCCGCACUGCGACAAACAGAUAUACACACAGAUAGUCACAACUAACACAGCAAACAUUUUGUAUAAAGUAUAUAUAAACCAUCCGAAAAAGUACAGAUUUAAUAACACGGCUUAAGAGAUGACACAAAAUGGUUAAUGCUCUGAAUGUAAGUAAAUUCAUUAUUUAAAUGAUCACUGUGCCUGACAUGUAUAGGGUUAAUAGUCAAAAUCCUUCUGACUCUCCAAAGAGUGAUAAAAAAAAUGAUGUGUGACUGGUGAGGUUUGAGAUAAGCUUCAGAUGCCCAGAAAGUAUUUGGGAAAUGGAGCAAUGCCCUGCAAGGGUGCUAAUAAAAGGGGUUAAAGAAUAAAUCUCAGGUUAAGGUGAAAUGAGAUGCAUAUCUCGGGCAGGAUAAGGGAUAAAUGAAUAUAAAGCGUCUCGGAUUUACAGGAGCUUUUCAAAUAAGUGACGGGAAAAGGUUAUUUGAAUGAUACACUUCAAAGGUUUCUUCAAGGAAACAUUAAAAUGAUGAUUGUGUCAGGAGUCUACGUGCCACAUCGAUGUUUCUCCCCUAUGGCAUUGAUGAGGUUUACUAUAUCUUAGCUUACGAAGGUUAAAGGGAUGGUUUCUACUGCUUUAUAUCACAUAAGGGUUAAGGAGAAUGGUGGUCUGCUUGGAGUGAGCGGAGGACAGAUAAAUGGAAUAAUUUGGCAGUGAAGGGGUUAACUGCUCGAUAAACUGACGAUUUCUGUAGAAGAAUUGAAGGUGACAUAUUUAUCGGCAAUGACAGGCGCUAAAGAAGUGACACCCGUAGGCCAUUGGGUAUAGAUAAAUAGUGGAAGUGCACUCAACCCUUCGUCAAGGGAUCCAGGGUGCUCCAAUGGACAAGUCCCAGUACCAAAAUGGACCAAAUGUAAAAUUGUUAAAUGUAGAAAAUAAUCCAGGCACUCCAACGAAUUCCAAAAUAUAGGCAAUUUUAUUUAGAACCAGGCGCUACACAGCAAAGUUUCGACCGCUUAGAGCCUUUAUCAAGCGUAUGCCAUUAUCAUGGGUACGAGGGGUUAAUAUGGUGGUAGAUUACAUUAAAGAAGAAUCCUGCUCUGUAGUCCUUUGGCAGGAAUAAAUGCAAGGGAGAAAUAUCUUACAGGUUUUUGGCAAAAAUGGAGCUAAAUGGAUGAAGUUUUACUGUCCCCUCGUAUGAAAAGGAGAUCAUCAAGUGAAUCUUGGAAGAGAUCUGUUAGAAAAGGAACAUGCUCAAAAGGGAUGUGUUAGUGAGGAGGUUAAGGGGCUAAGGGUCUCUAGGGGUUAAAAGAUUAGUAAUAAGAGACAAUAUUUCUGAAAAGGAUUUAUAGGAGGGAUACUAAAAGGGAAUCUGUUGGGAAAGAGUUUAGGGGAGAGUAGUCCAGAGUGAAUUCUUUGAGAACCUAUUAAGGAACUUAAAAAGGUUCUGUAAAUAACGGUGUCAGGAAUGAUGCAUGUAAGAAAUCUAUCGUGAAAAAUGUAUGUCACAGGGUUCUAAUAGAUUCGACAAUAAAAGGGUUACAGGUGCGAGGCUUAGUGUGAUGCUCACAUGUGAAAUAUCGGGUUAACCCCUUAAGGACCAAACUUCUGGAAUAAAAGGGAAUCAUGACAUGUCACACAUGUCAUGUGUCCUUAAGGGGUUAAAAAGCUGUUGUUCAGAAGGAAUUCUUUGAGAACCUAUUAAGGUACUGAAGGAUAAAAAGGUUCUGUAAAUAACGUUGUCGGGAAUGAUGCAUGUAAGAAAUAGAUCAUCAAAAAUGUAUGUCACGGUAAAAGGGUUACAUGUGUGAUGCUUACAUGGGAAAUAUACAUAUAGGGUUAUAUAUGAUAUGUAUUGAUCCUGAUUCACAUAAGAUAUGUAUUGAUCCUGAUGAAAGUCCUGGACAUAGGACUGAAAUGUUGAUGGUGAUUUUAAUGAUUUAAAAUAAAGACUGGACUUUUUAACCCUGUGAGUGCUGCUACCUCUUUGGAUACAUAUAUAUAGGGUUAAAUAGCCAUUGUUCAGAAGGAAUCUGGGAGCAAAAGCAUAAAGAACGUGAUAGUAUGAAAGCAUGUGGCUGUAUAGUGAUUAGUUGAAACAUACUCAAUAGACUUAUAAAGGUCAACAAAGGGUUAAGGGUGAAAUGCCAAGAACAGGUCUGUCAGGGGUUAGUAAAGGGGUUAAGGGAAUAAUAGUUGUAUUAGAUGUCAGUAAAGGGGUUAAAAAGUGAAGAUUUAAAAAAAUGUUUGUAAGGGGUUAAAGGAAUCCUGUACUCACGUCAGUGAACGGGUUUAAAAAAGUGAUGUUUAGAAAACAUCUGUCUGUAAAGAAGGAAGUUAAAGGAAUCACACCCAAAAGGGAUCAGCACAUGAUGGGGUUAAAAUGAUAAUGCUAAGGCUGGAUCUUUGUUUAUUAUGGGAAUCAGCAUAUGUGGAAUCUAGUGGUAAAGGGGUUAAAGGAUUGAUGCUACAAAAAGGAACUACUAGAGAGUUAAAUGGAUUGUUGUCAAAAAGCAUAUGUAAGAGAAAGAGUUAAAAUUCAUGAUUCUGAAAAGAUGUCCUGGUAAGAAGACUAAAGGAAUUAGAAAUGAUCUGUCAGUGAAGGGGUUAAAUUAGUGUUGCUAAGAAAAGAUCUGUCAGUAAGAGGACAAAGACAUUCAUACUCUGCUGGAAUCUGUCACGGACCGGAAAUGUUCUGUGACAUAGGGGGUUAAAAGAAUCGUGGUCAGAAGGGAUCUAACAGUGAAAGGGUUAAGAAAGUAAUCAUAAAAAAAAUAGUUUAAGAGAUGGCUGUCCAAAGGAAAUCUUUCAGGAAAGUAUUCAAUAUAGUGGUAUCGAGAAAGGGUCUGGCAAUUGGGUGGAUUUAUGGACUGAUGUGGAUAAAUACUGUAUUUUUUCACGGAGGUUUAGGGUGAUAGAAAAGAUUGAUCAUGAAAGGGGUAAAAUAAAUCAUCAUCAGAAGGGAUCUGUUACUAAAAAGUUAAAAAUCUGAUCCCCAAAAUGAUCUGUCAGUGUUGAAGUGAAAUGACUUAUCUUCAGAAGGGAUAUUUCAAUGAAGGAGUAGAGUAAUUUCUUCUAAGAAAGGGAUUCAGGAAGGAGAUAGGAAAACAUGUUCAGGUGGGAUCCGCACGAAAAGGGUUAAAAUAAAACUGAUUCCAAGAAAGUAGUUGUUAGUAAGAAGAAAAAAAUCAUGAGAACAAUAGAUGAUGGCAGAAAAGAGGUUAGAAUGUCAAUUUUCUAAAUGUCUAAACAAUGAAGAGGCUGAGAUGUUACUGAGAAAUAAAAUAAUUUAGGGAAGUGAUGCUCUGUGGAGCUGUAAUAGGAAAGUGAUAUUUUAGUGAAUUCAGCUCUGUGACCGUGGUAACAGAACAGUUAAAUGAAUUAUACUUUGUAUAUAUAUGUCUAAUAAGCAAAAUGCAUGAGAGGAUUUGUUAAAUAAUGAACUACAAGGGGUUAAUGUGUCAAUUGUCUCAUCCGUGACUAUUUCAGAUUGAGAUUUAACAGAGCUAAAGGGACCAGGCACAUUACCUCUGGUGCCACGGGUAUCAUGGAAUGACUUAAACAAGUCUGGGGCAGAAAAUGGCUAAAAAUGGAAAAAGACUCUAGGUGUUGCUAUGCACUGCAAGUCUUCAAAUAACGAAGAGGUUAAGUGGAUUUACGUUUGGCAGAUUUGUACAUCAAAAGACAAGUUAAGUGAGCAAGAUAAUAGGCAGUGAAAAUGUUGAAAAAAAUAUAUAAUGUAUCACAUGUUCCCUCUUACCUUCAUGACAGGGACUUACCAAAUGUGUUACCCCUCCCAUCUCACUCCCAGACUGAAGAGAUAAUAGCACCUGCAGAGAGAUGACUGUCAUCUAUAGUAAUGGAUGGUUAAAAAAAAAAAAAGUGGGUGAGAAUGAAUGUGAGUUUGUGUGAGUAAAAGAAAGAAGGGAGCACAAUGGUGGUAAGAAUUAAGGAGAAAGAAUGUAAAAAGGAAGGCAGCAACAGGGAGUAAAAGAGGAGAAAUAAUAAAAGUAUUUAAAGCCAGAAGUGAUGAGGGGGAAAGGAUGAAUGAAAGAAUAGAUGUUACAGUAUAGGUGUUAGAAUGGAGGCAAACAAACCUUUCAACUGGUAAAACAAGAGUGAGUUAAGAGGACAAAGAAAGGGCAUGGAAUGAGUGAGUGAAAGAAGGAGGGAAAGAGAAAAGAAUGAAUGAGCAAGGUAAGGAAUGACAAUUUGGGGAUAAGUGGUGGUGAAAUAGGACUGGGGAAAGGGGGAAUAAUGGAUAAUGUGAGAAUAGAGGGUGAAGGAGAAAGAUGUUAUCAGUGAUAAGGAUGAGUUGGCUAAGGGAAGAAGUGUAGAUGAUAAAUGGGAAGGUGAAUGGACUAAAGCAAGAAAGGAAAUGUGCACUAUGAAAAGGAGAUGAAAUAUAUGACUCAUCCACAGGAGACUAAACAAGGGAGGAGGACGGGAAUGAGAAAUGGAGGCAGAGAGAGAAAGAUGGAAAGAUUUCUGAGAUAUGGAUUUGAAACAAAGGGUAAAUAAACAAAGAGAUGAUUAGUAGGCAAGAGAUACAGGAAAGUGAUAAUAAUGGGGGAUAAUUGGGAUAAAUUGAUAUCAGCUGAGGAGUGAUAAAGAAAGGAGGUGAGGGAGAGGGGUUAGGGAUAAAGAGGAAUACAUUUGUUUUCUAUACAGAAAAGUUAGAAAGGGUGUCUAGCAGUGUGUCAAUACCAUCUAAAACAAUCAUCUCCCCUCCAUUCCAGCACAGUGACCCAGAACUGAUUACAUGGAACCAUCAACAACAUAAUAGGUAUUUGUCCUUGCUCUCCUCCCUCACCCCUUUCACUAUCUGUCAUUCCCAGGCCUGCUUCUCCACUGGAGAUAGACGCAAAUAGUGACGUCACCAGCCAGUUUCUCUUCCUCUCAUCUGCAAAUGACAAUCAGAGAGAGAGAGGGAGAGAAGGAAAGAAACGAGGAGGGAGGAGGGAGGAGAGUAGUGAUUCAUACACUGGGUCCCUAAAAUGUAUAUAUAUGUGUGUGUGUGCAAUCUUCCAUGUCUGCAUACCUAUAAUCAAACUGUCAGUUAGUCUAUCUAUCUAUCUAUCUAUCUAUCUCUCACUAUCUAGCUAGUUACCUGUCUGUCUGUCUAUGAUAUGUUUGUCUGUCUGUCUAUGAUGUUUUUUCUAUAUGCCAAUCUGUAAUAUGUCUGUUUUAUUUUCUAUUUAAAAACAUAGUUAGAGAGACAGAGAGAGAGAGAGAGAGAGAGAGAGAGAGAGAAGAGAAACAUGCAUUUACAGACAGGUAACAGUUGAGUAUGUGGACAGAAAGGAUGUACACAGGAGAUAACAUGAAGAUUGACAGCCUGAACCAAAGAGUGGGCAUCUGAUGAGGAUAAGGAGAGACAGAGAAAGAUAUAUCAGAGGUAAAAGAAAGGUGAGAGAAUCCAGUCUUAAAUAAGACACAGAAGACUGAAAUACAAAUACAGUGUUAGAGUUAAGGUCACAUAAUAAGGAAUGUUGUACAACAGGUAGAUUUAACUUAUUUCAUACAUUAAUUUGGUUUUUUACGUCGCUGUAUGUUUAUGUCUGUUCUCUAUGUGUGUGCCUGUCACUGUGUGUGUGUGUGUGUGUGUGUCUGUCUGUUUUCUAUGUAUGUGUAUGUCACUGUAUGUUUAUGUUUGUUCUCUAUGUGUGUGCCUGUCACUGUGUGUGUGUGUGUGUGUGUGUGUGUGUGUGCGUGUGUGUCUGUCUGUUCUCUAUGUAUGUGUAUGUCUGUUCUCUAUGUGUGUGUGUCACUGUAUGUUUAUGUCUGUUCUCUGUGUGUGUGUCACUGUAUGUUUGUGUUUGUUCUCUAUGUGUGUGCUUGUCACUGUGUGUGUGUGUGUGUGUGUGUGUGUGUAUAUAUAUAUCUGUUCUCUAUGUGUUUGUGUAUUUCACUUUAUGUUUAUGUAUUUUCUGUGUGUGUGUAUGUCACUGUAUGUGUAUGUCUAUUCUCUAUGUGUUUGUGUAUUUCACUGUAUGUUUAUGUUUGUUGUCUCUGUGUGUGUAGGUCACUGUAUGUUUAUGUCUGUUCUGUGUAUGUGUCACUGUGUGCAUGUCUUUUCUCUAUGUGUUUGUGUAUUUCACUGUAUGUUUAUGUAUUUUCUGUGUGUGUGUGUGUGUGUAUGUCACUGUAUGUGUAUGUCUAUUCUCUAUGUGUUUGUGUAUUUCACUGUAUGUUUAUGUUUGUUGUCUCUGUAUGUUUAUGUAUUUUCUGUGUGUGUGUGUGUGUAUGUCACUGUAUGUGUAUGUCUAUUCUCUAUGUGUUUGUGUAUUUCACUGUAUGUUUAUGUAUUUUUGUUAUGUGUAUGUUUGUCGGUUUUGCCAUUUACAUGCCCUUUAUAAUAGAUACAAUAUCACGUUAUCUAGCUAUGUAUCUAUCUAUCCCCAUACCAUCACGUACAUACAUACAUUGUUAUACAGCUCACAUAUGUGUCUGGCUCUGCAGCAGCCAAUCACCAGCUUCCUGCAGCCUGGAGUAAAUCUGGAACAUUCAUUCAUGAUUUUUUUUUUCUAUUCUCCAUUGACUCAUUCAUGUUUUUUCCCCCUCUCCCUUCCAUUCACCCUCCCUCCUUCCCUCCCCAUUCACUCCCAGCAGGUCGGCUCCGCGCAUGCGCAGCCCCGCUCCCCCUCACCUCCAGCCAGGGCAGGAUUCUUAUGAAUGAACAUUGACGUCAGAGAGGGCGGGUCCGGGCGUGAUGGUGAUCAGCACGUGAUAAGAGGGGCUGGGUGGGUAUUUAAAGCGGCCGCCGCUGUCCCUGGUGCUGAAAACUGCUUCAGAGGCAACAACAGUGGGAGAGAGCUCAGAGAGACAGAGAGAGACAGACUCAGCACCCAGAGACUGCACUGAGAGACAGACACAGCACUCAGAGACUGCACAGAACAAGUGAGACAUCCCCAUGGGGAUUUGGGGGGAUUUAAAUUGAUUAUUGGUGGGCAGUGAGGGAGGGGGGCUUCUAAAAAUACCCCACAGGUCCCUUUAAUAUCUCUGAAUGGACAUCACACUGUACAAUGCAAUAUUAGCUGUAUAGUGACCCUCUUAUUAUUGUGUUUAAAGACAUCAUUAGAAUGUUGCAUAGCACCACACAUUUCAUGUUUAACUUAAAAAUCAUAUUAGUGCAAAACUUGAUUUACCUAUAUCUUGGCAACAAAUGUUUUUCGUACAAUUCUCUCCGUACAGUAAGAUGCAUGAUGUAGAUUGAAAUGUUUUGUGAUCUCCUCCACCUGUAUAUGUUUGUGUAACUAAUGAUACAAAAUGUAUACACACCUUUUAAAUAAUGCCUAUAUACAUUUAACAAAAUAUACAUAUUUUUUGCUAUAUAUAGGUGUGAGGGUAAUAUAUAUUAUACAUAAUUAUAUUCAUGUUUCAAAGAUUCCUUUAAUGUAUCCAUUAUAUAUAUAUAUAAAUAUGCUCCUGUUUGAAAAAGAAUUGAAAUCAGAAAAGAAAAUUAAAGUAACGUAAGAACUGUGAACAAAAAUAUAUGUAAGAGUCUAAAUUCUGGGAAGGGUUAAUUAACAGUAAGGCAUUCUGAAUUUGGAUAGUGGAGCGCAGCGCUUCAUGUAAUGCACUUGUUAUAUCUCUGUAUCUCUGGCUAUUAUAUUUUUAUUGUGCUUGAAAUAGCCUCGCUAAAUAUUAUAGCCGUGCUAUAUUUGAAGGCUUACAUAGCUAUUUAAAUGAGUGGGUUUUGAAAUUAGAUAUAACUUCUGUAUUAAUGAUUUAUUGUCAGCGAGUGCAUUGCUUUUUCGGAGCGAGGGAAACGCACGCUUUUUUGGCAAGUCUUUAUUUGGCUGGUGACUAUAGAGAUCAUAUUGAAUCAAAUCUUAGAACAACCCAUGAGAUUCAUUCUUGAUCACAUUCUAACAAAAUCCCAGUUGGGUUUACUGACUAAAACUGGGAAUAAAUGGAAAACUUACAGUAAAAAAUAUAUAUAUAAAACCUAGCCAAUUUGUAUUCUCUCCGGCAAAACACUUUUAUAAACAGAUACAUUAAUUCAUUAAUCAAAGGACCACUCAAACUAUAAGAAAAAAAAAAGUGAUAUUUAGAACUAAAUUAAUAUUACACCUGCCUAAUUUGUGGAGGGGAUAAGAGGAAAAACCCGCUACCACUUGAAGAUACUAGAGCGCAUUUGAUGUAAUUUAAUGAGUUAAAAGGUAAAGGCGUAAGGAGGAAACAGAUGUUUAGGAUUCUGAAUGGAAUGACGAUGUCCAUACUUUCAGACAAUAAUUUAAUAUUCGGUCUGUGUCUCCACCAAAUCAAAUUGCCCAUUUAUUUCGUACUCGAGUGACGCGUACCCUUAAUCAGACCAGAGGGCUUUAAAUGUCGCUAAUGAAUGAAAAGAUACAAUGACGCAAGAAGUGACAGAUCUCAUUAUAUUGAAAACAUCGUGGAACUCAGCCCCCUCCUUUCCCCUCAUAUAUAUAUACAUUUAUAUAAAUACACAGACGUACAUAUUUGUACACCCCUGGUUUCGCUAAACUUUUAACUCACACAUGUAUUUGCAAUGGGUUAAACACAGCAUGACCAUAAACAUUUAUUGAGCACCUAUUUGAUUCUAUAAAAGUGGAUUAAUGUGGGGAAGGUAGGUUUACUGCCAGGAUUCUACAUUGAUACAUUUACGACUUGGCAUUAGGAAUUUCUGGGAUUAAAAAUGUCCAAAUUAAAGUGUUCUUGUUUUGCCAGCAUCACGAAGUGACAAAAAAUAUAGAGGAAAAAUGAUAGCGAUAUAAAGAGAACUAAAGUAAUUUUACGGAAAGAAGUGAACGAUAUGUUUAAAAAAAAAAAAAAGCUUAGUAAGAGGAGGGAGAUUACUUACAUCAAUAGAGCGAUGUGGACAAUGCAAAAGAGGACAAAAACAGGGCACUUGGAAUAGGGACAAAGACAGUGGACAAUUAAAAAUAGACAUUCUACACGUAAAUAAACUGCAGGUGGACGGGGUAAAAGGAGCUUUUCCAGGACAAAAACUAAAGAUGAAUGAAAAAUAGGAGAGGUGUAACAAGAGAGCCAGCUCAGAGCAUCACCUGUAAGUGAAUGGGAAAAGAGGAAAGGGUUAAUACAGAGACCGAAGCUGAAUAGAAAGAGAGGGAAUGGGUUAAAGCACAAGGCAGACCGCUAUAUAGACUGCAAGUAAAGGCAAAGAGCAAUAAGGGUUAAUGUGUAGAGACUGCAAGUGAAUGGAAAGCUUGGAAAGGGCUAAAUAGAGAUUCACACCUGUUUAUUUGCUGCAGGCGAAUGGAAAGAGCAGAAAGGGUUAAAGCGAGAGGCAGAAAAUUAUAGAGCAGGGGCAGGCAACCUUCAGCACUCCAGAUGUUGUGCACUACAGCUCCCCUGAUGCUCAUGGCUGUUAGAGCAUUGUGGGAGAUGUAGUCCACAACAUCUGGAGUGCCGAAGGUUGCCUGCCUCUGUUAUAAUGACUGCUAGUGAAUGGAAAAAGCAGGAAGGGUUUAAUAGAGAGAUCAAUCAACAUAUGCACCACUGAUGAACGGAAAAAGUGGAAAGGGUUAAACAGACAGCACGUUAAUGAAAAUUGUGGACCAGAUUGAAGGGAGACACCUUCUGUUAGAUGGACCAGACCGCAGGUGAGAAAGUAAAAAGGGUUAAGUCAAGGUAGUAAAUAGACAGCAGGUGAAUUCAAAGUGUGGAAAGGGUUAAUGAGCUUAUUAUUGGAUAUUAUCUAGAUCACAGGAGGAUGGAAAUAGCUGAAAGGGUUAAUGGAAUUAUACUGGAUAUUUAACCCUAGUGAAAGGACAGCUGGUCAGAAUGAUGGUAGAAUCAAUGCAGCUAUGUACAGGGGAUAGGUGUUCGUUACAGUAGGGGAUACGUUUCUAGUGUAAACAGUAGCACUGGGUGGAUAUUCAGACAGCACCGUGUGUAGUUAUAGAAUCAUUUAUAGUGAAAAUGGGCAGCUCAGGGUUAAAGAUUAUUGUGUUGAAAUUUGAGCAAAUUACAGAUAAAAGAGAAUAGUAUUUUGACCCCCUCCCUUUUAAUGCAGCAGGGCAACCCCAUGGAGAGUAAGAUUGGGGGAUUCCUUUCCACCAAGAGGAGGGGGUGUAGCCUCCCACACACUGCUCCCUCUGCAGUGUCUGAUGCAGCAUCCUCAUGUAAAGCCAAGGUGGGGGAAGGGGAAAUUAGAAAAGAUGGAAAGGGUGGAGCAAGGGGGUCUCCUGUAUUGGUAUGCCAGGUUCCUAUAGAAACAGGAACAUAUUGCAGAUAGAAUAUCUUAAAAUGUAGCAUGUUCUGGACAUCGCUAAUCACGUACAGAUACUCAGCAACAAAGAAAUAUCUGUCUAUCUAUCUAUCUAUCUAUCUAUGUCUGUCUGUCUGCAGUGAUUUGCAGUGACAUACCAUAAGCAUCUGAGUGUACAUAUGUUUUGACAUAAGACCAAGAGUUAAGAGGAUUGAAGACAAUGGAAGGGGGAUGCAGAUCUAACAGGGAAUCCCAGAUUGUCAGACAGUGCUAUGUCAUUACACCAAGUCAGACAGGCAGUGUGACAUCUGCAUGUUCAUAGAUAUGUGAACAUUGUUGUUUGAAGAGUAAUAUUAUUGAACUGCAGUUUUCUUGUAUAAGAAGAAUAUAAAGAUUCACGAGCGAACAGCAGAAUUUUAAACCAGGAAGUGCACCAGGUUUGGACUGUAGGAUCUCAUACUGGGUCGUGAUAAAGAUUUGGUAGAGACUUGCUGGAAGGAAGGGGUUGAGUUGGGGGGAGACCUGCAGGAUUCCCUCAUUGGGAGUUCCUCAGUUCUCCUUUCUUUUUCCUCCUCCGUACUCCCACGCACACAGGCACAUUUUCUGUUCCUCUCACUCGCUCUCUGUCUGGGUCCCCCUCCCCUUCAAUAACCCACCCCCAGUCAAGCUCUCUAUACACAUUUCCAAGAAGAGGCAGGUCUCAACUGUAAAAAGUAUAACCCAUGAUGCUGGAAUGAUUUUAACAACAAAUAAAUACCUUUUUUUCUCUCUCUCUCUCUUUCUUCCCUGAUCCUCAUCUCCUUCUUAUCCUCUACAAUCACCAUUCCUCUCUUUUUAUUUUGUCUUUUGAUUUUUCUGUUGUUCAUACUUCCUUUGCAAAACUAUACAUUUUAUUGUCAACUCACUUCCUCUUCACUCGUUAAUUUGCUUUAUUUUGUUUCAAUAUGUAUCUGCAUCAUCUAUUUUUCAUUCUCCAUCUUCCCUCUUUUUAUCAAACCAUCCAGAAAUGCUCCGUGCUCCCCCUUUCCUCCUCAUCCUUUCCCUAAACCUCCUACAUUCCAUUUUCCUUCAUGCCGUUCCUUUAGGUGAGGAGCAAAUACAUCAGAUGACACAUCAAAACUCUGCUAAUGAUCCAGUUUAUUCCUCUAAACUUGAGGUUCACCAAGAAGCACCUCUUUCUCACAAUCAACUAGAGAAGAGAGAAGAUGCGUCUGAUAUCUCUACAACUCAGGUGCAGUCUCAGUCUGCAUCAGAUGAUGGAGAUGAACUUUUUAAAGAUAUUAGCCCCAAAGCUCUUGCAGCUGUACUUCUACAAGCACUCAAUGAAGGGGGUGAAGAACAAGAUUCUUCUACACUGGAAGACAGAAAGCCCUCAGAAAAUGAAAAGCCCAUAAAAGAGGAAGGGGCAGAUGAAGAAAUGACAGAGAGCAUACGGAGCAAAACUCAAAGCCCUGAGAAUGAGGAUGUAAAGAGUGAGGAUGAGCACUUAGGAAAUGGAGAAGACAUGGAGAGUGUGAAAUCACUGUUACAGGAGUUGGAGAGUUUUGAACCACCGCCUAAAAGAGAGCAGGAACCUUCUCAGGACACCAUCUCAGAUAAUGAGGAUUUGGAGGAAUUGAGGGAACUUCUGGGACUUGAUGAAUCAAAAGAGGAGGAAAAGAGAAACUCUCAAAAACCUCUUCCACACACUCCUAGAAUGUGGGAAGAAGAUAAAGAGGGUGAAAAAUUGGCUGGGGUUGCCCAAGACCUCUUGCUACAGUAUAUUCUGAAUGGAGGAGAAAAUGAAGGAGAACAGCAAGAGGAAGAAGGAGAAGAAAAGGAAGAAGAACAGGAUGAAGAUUACCAAGGAGGGGACUUUAUUGGUGGUCAACGACCUCUCUUUGAGGAUGAAGAAGGCGAGAAUAUUCAGGACAAGAGAUCAACAGAGGAUGACAUAGAUGAAGUAGACCCCCAAACCAUCGAUAAUCUAAUUGAGUUGUCUACCCGCUUGCACCUCCCAGCUGAUGAUGUUGUUGAUAUAAUUAAUGAUGUGGAGAGGAGGAAGAGAAGGAAAAUGAAAAAGAAGAAGGCCCGAGAUUAUCUACCAAGGAGGAAGGAUAGGACAAGGACACCUCCACAAUCCUGGCCUGACACCCCUAAACCUGUCUACUACCCAAGAAGGAGACUGGAUCAACAGCCAAUGUGGAAUAAAGUAUCAGAACCUGUGUGGAAAGUACCAGACUACAACUGGAAAAAGAUGCAACAGGCAUCCUGGAAAAAAGUUUAUGAGCCAUCCUGGAAUAGGGCAAAAUCACCAUCCUGGAAAAAGGUUCCACAGCAAAGUUGGAAUAACCUUCCGGAUUCAAACUGGAAUAAGGUUCCAGAUUCAAACUGGAAUAAGAUUUCCGAUUCAAACUGGAAUAAGGCUUCCGAUUCAAGCUGGAAUAAGGCUUCCGAUUCAAAUUGGAAUAAGGUUCCAGAUUCAAACUGGAAUAAGGGUUCCGAUUCAAACUGGAAUAAGGUUUCCAAUUCAAACUUGAAUAAGGUUUCCGAUUCAAACUGGAAUAAGGUUCCAGAUUCAAACUGGAAUAAGGUUCCAGAUUCAAACUGGAAUAAGGUUUCAGAUUCAAACUGGAAUAAGGUUUCAGAUUCAAACUGGAAUAAAGUUCCAGAUUCAAAAUGGAAUAAAGUCCAAGAAUCAAAGUGGAAUAAGAUGCAAGAGCCAAGUUGGAACAAGAUGCAAGAUUCAGAUUGGAAUAGUAUUAUGAAUCCAGUCCCUCGCCGUUAUCGCACCCGUCCCUCCUCAUUCAACAACUAUAUUCGUCCAAGGGCCUUCCAAUAUCCUCCACGAUAUUACUACAAACCCCCUAUUCCACGGAGGGAUGACUACUACGAUGAUGACCAAGACAAGCAAGAGGAGAUGGAGAACUAUAUUGAAAGGAUCCUACUGACUCACCCUGAGGUCUUCCAGUGAUAAAAAGCCCCAAUCCUGAAGCCCAUCUAUUCUGUUUAACAACUUGUCCCAGUUAAAGAAUCCUAUGCCAUUCAACACAAACCAACUGAAAAAAUGAGCAUCUUAAUUUAUUUAAAAUCAGUUGAACAUUCAUCCAAGUAGUAGUGAGCUCAACUGACCAAGCACAGACUGUGUAUAUAAAUAUAUACACAUAUCAAUGUAAAGUUGUGUAUGCGAGUACCUGAAAGUAUCGGUGUUUCAACCAGACAUUGCAAUUAUCAAUAAUACCACCCUGGUCUAGAAUUAGAAUCAUUAAAAAAGUGAAAUUUGAACAUCAAACUUCCCAGAUUACAUAAUGUGCAAAACUCAAGGAACCAACCUAACUCAAACUAAUAAUAUGGUUCAAUUAUGCAAUUCUAGUUUUGGUCCUUAUCCGGGUUAUUUAAGAACACAUUAAUUUUGGGGGAUAGGGGAUAUAUCACUUGGAAGCCUUAUGUUGUAUUGAUAAACAACUUCCCAUGAAUUACAAGAGCUUAAUAUUCUGUCUAUGUGAUGUGUUAAUAUAUUUUAAGAUGGUUCUGAUAUUUAAAAAAAUAUUUCAGAAAGCACAAUUCAUAUAUUUAAAAAUGAGUCCCAAAUCUGUCACAGUUGUAAAGAAAUAUAAAGUUAUUUAAAAAAAAAUGACUACAAAUUGUCUGUAAAAAAAAGGGUUUGGUACAUGGCUUAAAUCAUGGCCCUUUCUCUACAAAAAAAAACAACUUUUAGUAAUUGACAUGCAGAUGUGGUUAUUAUUCAAUAUAUCUAAAAGUCUGGUGAACCAUUUUAGAAUCAUUUACACAAUAUGUAGACAGAUUUUUUAUUCUGCCGAAUAAAAUAAAUUUUUGUCAGGUAAUUCAACUAAUUUAAUGGACUUACUGAAGGAAUUGUACUACGGUAUUGUAAGUUGGUUUCAGUGACAUAAAAGGACCUUCGUAUGUUGACUCCAUGGAGUAAGUAGUAGAAAUUAGACGCUAUAACUUGUUCCGGAUCAAUUCAUCUUCUGAACUGUGAAGCUCCAAAGCUCAAAGUCUUCUCUAAAACCAAAAUCCACACCCAUAGUACUCUAAAAGGAAAAAGCAAAGAAACAUUUAAGACAAUUGCACUAAAGACAAUUGGGUUGAUAUCUGAGGAGAUUUGUCCAUGGUCCUGACCACCCACAACCCUACAGCCUGGAGUACAUUAGCUACAAUUUUGAAAGCUUUGGAUCCCAGCAGAGGGUUUAAUAUAAAUGAUGUCCAAUAGGUUGAGAGAUAAGGACAUUAUUUUUAUGCCUUUCCUUUCUCAAUUUGAGCACAAUAUUUUUUAGUCCCCCAUGUCCUCCCCCAAUCAAUAAAAAUGAGAAAAAAUGGAAAUAAAUUUGUUAUAGUAGUGUCUCUGCAUUUGAGGUACAUUGCCUCUGCUGCCCCUCAGUUCAUGCCUGAGUACCCUAUAUCAAUGGGCUUGCAUGUUGUAUCCUCUCUAGUGUCUUGGUUGCUGUAGACCUUGUGUAAUUAUGUCAGUGUUACAUUGCUAAUAAAGAGCUUUCUCUUCUCUCAUGUUUGUACAUACCACAUGAAUACUUUUGCUAACAAAAUAAAGCUGACUAUUUUAUUA
Messenger RNA from Pelobates cultripes (western spadefoot toad), 17806 nucleotides. Lineage: Eukaryota; Metazoa; Chordata; Amphibia; Anura; Pelobatidae. The record is from the annotation of a GenBank genome assembly.